Molecule: messenger RNA, 2010 nt
Organism: Cucurbitaria berberidis CBS 394.84
Lineage: Eukaryota; Fungi; Ascomycota; Dothideomycetes; Pleosporales; Cucurbitariaceae
Product: cryptochrome DASH
Exons: 2
Coding region: 1-2010 (669 amino acids)
Biological process (GO): photoreactive repair
Molecular function (GO): damaged DNA binding; FAD binding; deoxyribodipyrimidine photo-lyase activity
Source: RefSeq, a predicted model, not a curated record
AUGUCAAAGGACCACCCGCGCAUCCUGCUCUACAUACUUCGCCGCGACAUCCGCCUCUCCGAUAAUCCAAUCUUCCACUUUGCCUCACACCGAACCAAACAAACGAAAUCCUCGAGGUCACCCUCAAAUUCCGACAAACGAAACCGCGAUGACUCGCUGACCUCAGAACAUGGGGACGCCAAUUUUACACACGUUCUGCCGAUAUACAUAUUCUCAGCAAACCAGAUCGAAGUAUCUGGCUUUCUUUCUUCGCCAUCAGACCAAUGUCCCUACGCCGAAGCGCGCAGUGCGGUAGCGGGAGUAUGGCGCACCGGACCACACCGCGCAAAGUUCAUAGCUGAGGGAGUUUGGGAUCUGAAGCGAAGACUUGAAAGUCUCGAAUGCGGAUCUGGUCUAGAAAUAAGGGUUGGAAGAGUUGGGGAUGUGGUUUCGGAUAUACUCGACUGGUAUUCCAAGAAUUGUGACAACGGCGACAACAAGGCUGAAAUCACUGGGAUCUGCAUGACCGGCGAUGAUGGUACCGAAGAAAAGGAUGACGAAAACAUAGUUAAGGACAUUGCGGAAAAGCACAACGUGGACUUCGAGGUAUGGGAGGAUGAGAAGUUCUACGUAGACGACCGCGAUUUACCGUACGAGAAUAUCUCCGAGCUUCCAAAUGUGUAUACGACAUAUCGCAAAUCACUUGAACCGCUUCGCGACCGCCCUCGAAACCCUUUGCCCACCCCGACACAACUACCGCCACUACCGCCAGUUGUACCUCCACAAACAGGACCAUUCACAGUUCCCACGAAUUUCAAUGAACUGAAGAAAAGGCUCUUAGCUCCGCUGGAGAAGGACCCCACAUUCACAUUAACACAUCCGCCGCAGUGGCCGACGGACGUCAAGUCAGCACAUCCAUUUGAUGGAGGAGAAACAGUUGGCCGAGACCGCAUCGCGCAUCUCAUCCGCAGUGGUGCAAUGAGCUCUUACAAGGCUACAAGAAAUGGCAUGUUAGGGUUGGACUUCAGCACAAAACUCUCUGCAUUCCUUGCGCAAGGCCAUAUUACCGCACGACAAGUCCACUGGGCAAUGGUUGACUUCGAAGAGGGAAGAGGAGACGGAAAAGACCUGGCAGGUUAUGGAAAAGGUGAAAACGAGGGAACAGCAGCUGUCAGAUUCGAACUCCUAUGGAGAGACUACAUGCGCCUUUGCAUGCAAAAGUUUGGCCAUCGGAUGUUUUCUCUCUACGGCAUCCAGGACAAGAGAGGAAAAGACGAUCAACAAAACUGCCGCAAGCCAUGGAGAACGCUACAUAAAACCAAACGUGCAGGUGAAGACCCGGAGAAGGCCUUGGAAAUAUUCAUGCGCUUUCGAUCUGGUCGCACGGGAGUUGGUCUGAUCGACGCCUCGAAUCGAGAACUGUUUGUUACUGGCUACACGUCGAACCGAGCGAGACAGAAUGUCGCCUCGUUUCUAUCCUCGCACCUGAAUAUUGACUGGCGUGUUGGAGCCGAGUGGUACGAGUGUUUCCUCACAGACUAUGAUACAGCCAGCAACUGGGGCAACUGGCAGUACGUGGCAGGCGUUGGCAACGACCCAAGACAAGGGCGGAUAUUCAAUCCGGUCAAACAGGCACUCGAUUACGAUCCACAAGGCGAUUAUAUAAAAGCAUGGGUUCCAGAGCUAAGGGGUAUCAAGUUGACACGCACUAUCGGGCCUGGGCGAGAAGAGGUGGACCAACAGCGGUUGAUGUACCUGUAUCAGGUUUGGAAACUGAGUGACUGGGAGAAAACCAAUCUUGGUCUGAAGGGUCUUGAGUGGGUAGAGCAACCACUCACUAAGAUCCAGUUCUCGGUGGGCCGGGCACGAGGCGGCCAUGGUGAUGGAAAGUCAAAACGAGGAGGUGGGGGAGGAGGUUCCUGGCGAGGAAGAGGCAGAGGCCAAGAGCGGAACUUUAGGAGGAUGGGGAAUGAGGACAGGGUUGCGAGGAGCGAGGAGGGUCCGACCAUUGUGAGUAGUGAGCGGGUGUAG